AUGGAGAAGACUCUGACGGCUACCUACUUGGAAUUGGACGAUGACCGCAUCAACCAGCUCAUGCAGGCAGCCCACCAGGGCCUGCUUUGCGAAGUCCAAUCCCUUCUUUAUGGCGUUUCCCCGAACGUCCAAGACCAGACCGGUCGGACGGCCUUCUCCUGGGCCGCAUCCUGUGAUCUCUCCCGGGCGCAGUCCCUAGAGGAACGAGACCGUUGCGAUAUUCUGUUGCAGUAUCUCCUGGACAGAGGUGCCAAUCCCGAUCUUGGUGACCACCAUGGCGAGACUCCUCUCCACUGGGCAGUCAAAGGUGGAGACUCCGACAUGGUAGACCUCCUUCUAACGAAGGGAGUGGCCUCCGAUAUCGCAGACUCCCGUGGUCGUACGCCAUUAUCACGUGCAGCGGGACAAGGACACUGCAGGAUCGUGCAGUUAUUGCUAUCCACAGGGAGAGCGGAUCCAGAUAGCAAGGAUAGCCGGGGUCGGACCCCGCUAUCCUGGGCUGCCGAAAACUGGCACUUGGAUACCGUGCGUGCAUUGAUUGCGCACGGUGCUAGCGCCGAUAUCCACGACCACGAGGGGCAGAUUCCACUCUGGUGGGUCAUCAGUAACCACAAUAAGAGACGGGAGGCAAACGGGCAGCAUGCAGAUGACUUCCAACAGUGGCUCGCCGCUCUCGGACCGACGCAUGGUGUGGAGCCGAUGACCAAGGCCCGGCGAACCUUUCUAGCCUGGGCGAGUGAACGUGGCGAUACAGUGCUUGUGCACGAGCUGCUCAAGACGACCUGGGCAGAUCCAAACUCUAUUGAUCGCUACAGGAAGACCCCGUUGGUGUACGCGCUGGAAUGGAGUCACUACGAAAUAGCGGACAUGCUUAUGUCUGGCUCUGGGGACGACAUGAACCCUAAGCAUGAUGUUGUGUCGCUCAAGCUGAUGGUCCAAGAGAGCCGAGCUCGGUUGCUGAAACCGUUCUUGGAGCGGUACAAGCCUGACCUUAGCAACGAGGAUGAGUCAAGCCCAAUUCCUUUGAUGAGAUGGGCGCUGCAGCAGGCUGAUCGCUCGACGGUCGCCGUUCUCCUGGAACACAAGGCAGGUGUGGAUGGGCUGGAGAACGGAGAUUGGUUCGGCCCUUGCAGCACGGCUGGAGCAUCAGCAAAUUUAAUGUUGGCUCAAGCCCGAACCGAUGGAGCCUCGAUUCCCGUGAUGGAUAUGACCAUUCCGGAUGGUGAUCGUGCCACCUUAACGGCAUUGUUAAGCCAUCGGAGGCAGAUGAUGGCGCUUGACGAUGGCUACGAAGGACGCUACAGCCGUGGGCUGAAACCGAGCGUCGCCGUGGAUAUCGUGGUUUUCCGGGAUGGGCGUCGCGCGGCGCGCUGGAUCACGGAUGAUACUCUGUACCAGGACAUCAAGGCAAUGCCGAAGACGGCGGACGAAACACAUCUGUUGCUUUUCCGGGAGAAUAAUUACUGGAAUACAUAUUGCCAGCUGACCGAUACGCCAAACGAGCUGCAAUUCUCCCUGGGAAAUAAGAGUCCCUGCCGGACGUUCUCGCUGUUCAUCCGCUUGGACAUGAAGAUUGGAACAUCCUUUACUGAUGACGGGGACGACGACCGCAAGGUCCGCAUUAUCGAAUGGGCCGUCCUUGAAGCGCCCCAGAAGGCAAUUCACUACUUCAGUAACCUACCAUACGGGUGGAUCCCAGAAAGUGACCUAGAGCUGGUGCAGCUUUUUAUGCAAACGUGGCGGGACGACUGGAUCGCAUUUUGCCGGGAGGCUAGAGGGUACUUGGGGCGGCUGCGAACGCACCAAUUGACCGCCCGAGGCAAAGACGACCGGCUCAUCGACUCCAUCGCGGAAAGCAUGCAGCAAUGGACGCAGAUUCAGGCAGCGUUGGCCGAGCAGCUCAGUCAGGCUCGGAACUUUGUUACGCAGUACCAGCGGUUUAGCGAGACGCGCAAGUUCAGUGAGAAGAUGCAGGGCAUGAUUGAUGGGCUAGAUAAAGAGAUAUCGGGGCAGAUUGAUAAGUUAGAGCAGACGGUUCGCGAUUUGCUGCAGAUUGAAUUUGCGUGGGUAUCGAUCAACGAGGCGCACCGGUCGACUAGUUUGGCGACGAGCAUGAAACGGCUCAGUUGGAUUACAUUCGUUUUCCUUCCAUUGACAUUUGCAUCGUCUGACUGCGCAGAGCUUAUUCGGCAUGAACGUGGAUAUUCUGAGCGACAAUCCUCCAUGGCACUGGUAUCCGCUCGUCGGGGGAGUGUUACUGCUAUUAACGGUGGCAGUAUGGUUGUCAACCAAGUUUACAAAUGUUGA
Aspergillus niger is the source of this 2307-nucleotide messenger RNA. RefSeq lists its product as uncharacterized. Gene Ontology annotation, molecular function: protein binding. The coding region runs from base 1 to 2307 and encodes 768 amino acids. The record is from RefSeq and is a predicted model, not a curated record. The transcript has 7 exons. Lineage: Eukaryota; Fungi; Ascomycota; Eurotiomycetes; Eurotiales; Aspergillaceae.